This is a messenger RNA of Wallemia mellicola CBS 633.66, 1619 nucleotides long. Its product is annotated as dynein light intermediate chain. Gene Ontology annotation, cellular component: cytoplasmic dynein complex; centrosome. NCBI's taxonomy places the organism in Eukaryota, Fungi, Basidiomycota, Wallemiomycetes, Wallemiales, Wallemiaceae. Gene Ontology annotation, biological process: microtubule-based movement; microtubule cytoskeleton organization. Gene Ontology annotation, molecular function: dynein heavy chain binding. The transcript is spliced from 3 exons. Bases 4 to 1539 code for a protein of 511 amino acids. The record is from RefSeq and is a predicted model, not a curated record.
UAGAUGCAACCAACUGAAAAUAGCGCGAAUAAAGAGAAUAUUUGGUCCUCUAUAUUGGACAGCGUGUCUAAUAGUCAGUCUAGGCUUCCGUCAAAGACUGUUUUGUUAUUAGGAGAACAAUCUUCCGGUAAAUCAACAUUUAUAUCACAUUUAACAGGUAAUUCACUUGAACAUCACCACAAAGAUCUCGGUUUGAGCGUUGAUUACGCAGACGUACGUGACGCAGCUGACGACGAAGUUAUGGCUAGAAUAUCAAUCUAUACGAUACCCAACUCUAACAAGACUUAUACCGAUUUGAUAAAUCUAGUUAUAACUCCCCAAUCUAUCAGUGAUUUACUAGUUGUUAUACAACUCGAUUGGGAGAAACCUUGGAAUUUUAUAGACGAUUUGAGCAGGUGGAUAUCCUGGAUUGACCAACAUAUCGCUCAACUGAAGAAAAAUAACAAUUCACAUCACUUCGAACUCCAAUUGCAGGAACUUCAGUCGAAAUUAAGACGAUACCUCGAAAAUUACACUAAACCGUCUUCAAUUACAGACACAAAUUCAGCUGUGGCUAAGCUAGCUAUGAAUGUGGAAGAUCCUCCACCUCUAGACAACAAUACACUAACACACAACCAAUCCGGUAUACCACUCUUUAUCGUUUGUCACAAGUCAGACGUAAUAGAGAAAGCGCAGAACAUCGAUAAGGAUGGAUGGUCAACUGAUGACAAUAUUGAAUGGAUCCAGCAAGUUUUGAGAGGUAUAGCUUUGAAAUAUGGAGCAGGUAUUGCCUACACUUCCGUCAACAAACCAGAUACACUUACUAAAGCGCGUGAAUAUAUCCACCACCGUCUCUUCCAGCCAGAGACCAACUCACAUGCUCCACGUUCCUUCCCAUUUAACCAUCGUGCUAUCGUUGUGGAAAAAGAUGCAGUUCUUAUUCCUGCUGGAUGGGACAGCUGGGGAAAAAUCACGGCUCUCAGGGACGGAAUAAGUGCGACCGACGACAUCAUUUCAGACGGUUGGGACAAUCAGCUAUCAAAUGAUGAAGGCAGCCAGCCGAAAGCAUCUAAACUCUAUCAGGAUGUUAUACACGACCCUACUAAGAACCAUCACAGCACGCAACCAACUGAAUUGAAGCAGGCUGUUGCUGAACAUGAAACAAACUUCCUCGCGAAGCAUUUCGAUUCACUCAGCAAAGAUCCACAGAGAGAUCCGCGUAAUACAUUCAAACAAACUCCUAAACUUGACACAGGAUUCAGUUCAGGUAUAGUAGGACCGAUGGAUAGUAACAGUCUGAACCUCCCAUCAGUGGAGAGGGCAAUGAGAACAGAUGCGAACACUCAACUCGAUGAUGAUGUUACAACCACGCCCUACAAACCUAAACUUGGUCAUAAUCAUUCACUCAGUCAUAGCCAACCGUUCACACCAAGCUCUAGUACGAACGCACCACAGUCACACUCAAACCAGGGCACACCUUCUACUAUCGCACCAAGCCAGCACGAGGUAUUGCAGAACUUCUUCCAAAGUCUGCUCAGCGCUAAGAAAACGGAUGGUUAGAUAAACAAUGAUUGUAACCUUAUUUAUAAUGUAUUGAUAAUUUAAUGAAUAACAGAUAGUUGAUUAAUUAUCUACACGCC